AGUGAUUAUUGGCUGACUUCCUUCCCCUCCAUUUGGACAAGAGCUGCAGCAGGAUAAAGGAAAGCCUGUCACAUUAUGGAGGAAGGGAAAGUAAAGUGAGAGAAAUAACUACUGAGAUGAGCUGAUUGACUAUAGACUUUUUACAGAGCUUUCCAAAAAUGUCUGACAGCCUCCCUGUCGGACAUUACAUGCAGACUGAAACUGUGCCCAGGAAAUGUACAUCUGAUCUGUGACGAGCCUCAACCAACUCUGGCACUGUCAGACAUGCACGGCUAUCUCCUCUGUGCCAUCAGCUGUCUCUGCAUUCUUCCUGCUGCUCUCCGUGCUGAAGAAUGCAGCCAAGUUGUUCUGGCAAGACGUGGGAAACUCUACACACCAGAAGGGGGCAGUUUGUCUCUGUCCUGCGUGGUCCAGCACUGUGGAGACACCUGGACAGGGAGCUGGAUAUGGAAAAAUUCUACACAUGAAAAGUUCAUCAGCAUCCACAACUCAGAUAGACGUCAAUUGACCAAUGUUACACUCUCUACAAAUCAAACCCGCUUAGUUUUGGAUUUCCUGACAGUCAGCCAAUCAGAUGAAGGUUCCUAUGGAUGCAAGGUGAUGUGGGGUCAAGGUGAAACUGAUCUGGGAAAUCUGAUGUACGUGAACAUCACAGCAGCUGCCCCCUCUCACAGGAACUUGUUGCACAGGAUUUUGGUCUGUGCCAGUGCUUCUCUUUGUCUUCCCAUCAUUCUCGGAUUGGCUCGUUGUCUGGGUUCAGGGGUCAAGCCUCAGCCGCUUCCUAGGACAUGGUCCACACAUGUAGCCGUGUACAGAGAUCGACCACACCCGCCUCCACCACUGCAGAAACAUGGCUCUCACUCACUCAGUGCUCCCCACAGGUCCCAGCAGAAAACUGAGGUGGUGUAUGCAGACAUUUCCAAGGAUCUACUGAGGCAACAGAGAGCCGUCAGAGAGCGCCCCCUGGAGCAAACUGUGUACUCAAGUGUCAAAUUCUCCUGACUGCAGACAAAGUUUUAUUUGGGGGAUAAAUUAAAUGACUCGAUCCUUGAUGUUGUCAGGAAACAUUUGACGUUGACCUUCAGAGACUUUAAGCUUCUCAUUUAUGCAUGUCCUGAUCCUGAUACCUUUUGACUUGUCAUCAUUUUAAAGCCUUAAAGCAACACUAUUUAACUUUGACUAAAGAACAGCGCCCUCUGUAGUCACAUGUGGGACUAAUUAUGUCGGCCGGAGCGUUCAGUUUGGCAGAACAUGCUGGACCUAAUUCUGACUAAGCUUCGACAAUCAGUUAGACAGACACACACAAACCAAAGUUACAGAGGAAGUACAGGUGUGCAGGGUGAGUGGUCGGUCAACCAUCAAACAAAUUUUUACCCUUUGUAUUGUAUAAUAUCGUUAAAGUAGAGGAUUGCCGGAACAAGGUUAUGUUUUAAUAACAGGAUUACACAAAUACUACUGAACCGAUUUUGGUGAAACUUGGUGGAGGGUGUUAUAUGGGGCCAGGACAAAAAAAAACAAAAAAAACCAUUUGCAUUCACUCUGUGAGGCAGGCAUUGGUGAAAUUGUUUUUUCAAAAAAUAACGCCGAUAACUUAAUGAAAAUGUAUGAAACUUGUUUGUUCGUUGAUUUAUUUAUUAGCGGAAUCAAACAUAACACAUUUACAAUAGACUUGUUGCAGAGAUGGGAAGGACAAGAAACCAUUGCUGAACAUGCAGAUCAGAGGAAGAUGUAAGAAUUCCAUGCUUUCUUAAACUGUGUUAUUAAAAAUAAAUCCUUCAGACCAGUUA
Molecule: messenger RNA, 1787 nt
Organism: Pleuronectes platessa (European plaice)
Lineage: Eukaryota; Metazoa; Chordata; Actinopteri; Pleuronectiformes; Pleuronectidae
Exons: 6
Coding region: 265-1002 (245 amino acids)
Source: RefSeq, a predicted model, not a curated record